This is a messenger RNA of Dichotomopilus funicola, 1497 nucleotides long. Its product is annotated as cytochrome P450. The transcript has 5 exons. Bases 1 to 1497 code for a protein of 498 amino acids. Gene Ontology annotation, molecular function: heme binding; monooxygenase activity; oxidoreductase activity, acting on paired donors, with incorporation or reduction of molecular oxygen. NCBI's taxonomy places the organism in Eukaryota, Fungi, Ascomycota, Sordariomycetes, Sordariales, Chaetomiaceae. The record is from RefSeq and is a predicted model, not a curated record.
AUGCCGCUGCUACUAUCUCGGCUUUCCGAGAACGGUGUGACUUGGCCCUCUCGGGGGCUUGUCUUGUACAUCAUCGGCCUCCUAUUGUUUGCGCAUAGUAUCCAGAGAGUCCGAAGAUGGUACCGCUUGAGCCAUGUUCCCGGUCCACUCAUUGCGGGAUGGACCAACAUGUGGUUGACAAAGGGGUACAUUAGCGGGCGGUUCUUUAUGGAGUUGCCUGCUUUGGUGGAGAAGUAUGGCCCUGUGAUUCGAAUUGCGCCAAAUCAAGUCGUGUGUGUCGAUGUGGACACCCUGUACCGGAUCUCGGGCGUGCGCUCCCUUUAUCGGAAGUCGGAGUGGUACACCAUUGCCCGUAUCUCACGGGAUGGUGACCACAUCUUCACCAUCAUCGACCCUGAGGAGCGCAAGGAGAGGAAGAAGUUCAUCAUGCCCGCUUACGCUGGCCGCGACAUCGACCACUUCGAAGAAGGCACCGACCGGGCCCUGACAGACUGGAUGGAGCUGAUCGAUACCAAGUACCUGUCCAGCGCCAAACUGGCCCGGUUCAUGAACUUUGAGGAGAAAGUCCACUUUUAUGCCCUCGACGCCAUCGGCGAGAUCGCCUACAGCGAAUCGUUCGGUUGUGUCAAAGAGGACCGCGACACCAAGGGCGUGAUGGCCGUCAACGACGUCACGGUGCCGCUGCUCAUGGCUAUUAGCAACUACGUCGCCUUCUGGAAGAUGAUGCGGAUGUGGCCGUUUUACUACCUACUCCCGCAUGAUGGCGACAACAGCGGGUUUGGCGCAAUUGUUGGACACGCAAGCACGAUCGUCCGUAAGCGCCUGCAGCCCAAGGCUGUUCCGAAACAUGAUAUGCUGCAGUCCUUUAUCGAGCAGGGUCUGCGAGACGAAGAGGCCCUGAAGCAAGAAGUCGGCAUCCAGUUCUUCGCGGGCUCCGACACGGUCUCCUCCCUCCUCUACACCACUUUCCUCCUCCUCCUAACCCACCCCUCCGUCUAUGCCCGCCUCCAAUCCGAAAUCGACACCGCUCUCGCCUCCGAUCCCUCAACCACCAACCCACCCCGCAUCAUAACCGACGCCCAAGCCCGCUCCAUCCCCUACCUCCAAGCCAUCAUCCGCGAAGGCCUCCGGCUCUUCCCGCCCCUCUGCGCACCACCCAUCUACAAAGAAGUCCCCGCCGGCGGCGACGACGUAUGCGGGUACGCACUGCCCGCCGGAACGCUCGUGGCGACAGCCCUGCAACAAUGGCACGGAGCGCGGGACAAGAGCUUUUGGGGCGAGGACGCGGACGCCUUUCGCCCGGAGCGCUGGUUGGGAGCGGCUGCGGCGGAUGAGAAGGAAGGGCCGCGGGCGAGGAGGGUGUGGGAGAUGACGCGGAGGAUGGAGUUGGCGUUUGGGUGUGGGCAGUAUGUUUGUGUGGGGAAGGCGAUUGCGAUGGUGGAGGCUGGGAAGGUGCUUGGGGAGGUGAGUUUUGGCUUUACUUCACCUCUACACUAG